AGUGUGACAGUAUGACACUGUCCAGUGCCCCGCCUUUACGCAGAGGAAGUACCCCUCUGCCAAUCAAACACCAGCUCAGACGGGAGGAAGCAGUCCAUGAUGAUUGUGAUUGGACAUCAGGGUUGGCUGGACCUUCUCCUCCUCCAAUCAGUUUCAGCCCGGCGAAGGAUGAGACCAUCACCUCAGCGGUAGAGGGGGGACCCUCCUCUGAAGGGCCCUUUCGAAUUGCCCUGCUGGGGCAGAAUGGGGUGGGCAAGUCAUGCCUUGCUAUAGCCUUGGCUGGGGAUUUGGAUAGAACUGCAUCUGUGGAUUCUGAAGGUACAUUGGUGUUUGGAUGUUGACAAAAAUAUAUGAACUAAAUAUCUGCUCGUGACCCGUCUAGUUUUCCCUCAGACUGAGCACUGUUUCUACAAAAAUUGGUCUAUGAUACUAACAGGUCAAAUAUGUGCCGUGCAAAACACCCCAGCAUUGUGUAUGUCAUUUAAAAAAAAAAGCUGAAAACCUUCUUUCCCCCAUCUCCCACCUGAGACUUGCCUGAUAUGUCUCUCUCUCCCUCAGGGGAGGGCUAUGUGCACACUGUUACCGUGGAUGACGAGGACUGCACCAUCCUUAUCUACGACAACUGGAGGCAGGUGAGCCAAACAGCACAUCUGUGGUCCCACUCUACCCCAGCCUUCUCUCUCCCACUCCUUUAUCCUCUGUCUUCCCUCAUGGACUAACUCUUAAUGUGGCGGUUUCAGUGUGGAAAUAUGACAUUCCCCUGUGGGACUCUGUGAUUGACUGGCUUGGAAGCUUAUUAUCAUGUUAUUUUCCACAGGUUUACCUCUGUUGCCCUGGGUACUCUUCAAACGUGUUCAUAGAUGUGUGAGGGCGGGAGCUGCUCACUGAGCAAAUGUACAGUGCUGGGGACAUAUUCUCCUUCAUAUUCUCCUUCUGCUGUUUCAGCUUUCUUUUAUUGUGAUUCUGUUGAUCUAAUUGCAUCACUGACGUCGUUCUCUAGUUGUCUUGUAGGAGAGACCAAGAUAUGUUGGUGAUGCUGCUCUGUCUAUUCUGUUCAGUAGAAUUUGAGUUAGCCUUUUGAUGCAGUCCAGUCUUAAGAGUGGAAUCUUAAAUUCAGAUUUUAGAAUUCUAAUUUAGCAUUGCUCACUCAGUGUCCCUGAAGCAUUGUCAGUGACUUAUGAAGGAUUCACUUAAAGGGCAUCCAGUGUGUGUGUGUGUGUGUGUGUGUGUGUGUGAUUGUAUUCUCUGCGUGUGUCAUCAGUAACUGACGUGGUUCCCAGUUGGUGUGGUAUGGUAAUUUGUCUCUAGGCAGCGGGGAAUCAUAGAAUGAAAGAGCACAGGGCUCCACUCUCACUCUUGAUUGCUGCAGGCAACUUUCACUGCAUACCACCAGAACAAUAUGCAAUCAUGUGUUUGAAAUGUUGAAAAAAUACAAUCACACAGUCUUGGAUAUGAGUCAUUGGUCUGUCUGUCAUAGAGCACUCAUCAUGCCAGAGUUAUAAGGGACAGUUCAAAUGUAUUGGGGGGGUGGGCUGGUCCAACUCAAGGUGUCAUAAAAAAAGAUGUUCAACAUUUUGAUGCCAUAUUUAUAAUUAUAUAAAUAUAAGCAACACAUUUUCCACCAACAGGUUUCUGUGCCAAUGCACUACACAACCAAUAAACAAAGCAUACCGACUUCGGGCACUUCAAUAUCAUGGUUUGCAUUUUCAACACCACAGUAAAUAGACUACGUCAAUCUGGACAAACAGAAAAUACAUCCCUCCCUACCCAGUAUUGAAGGCUUGGCUUGACAAUCUCCGAACGUCAUUCAACUUUUUGGUGUUUCGUAAUAGACGUCUCUUUCCAGUCAUCAAAUGGUCGCUGCACAGUUUGGAUUGAUAGAUUUUAUUUGUCAGUAAAAAAGAUACAUAGAUACACACAGCACAAAGAUUUUUAAAAGUGACCGGGAUUGCACAAUAAAGUCAGGGACUUAUUUCCAGUAUGGUCCAUAUCUUUUACAUAAAUACAUAUUAAAUUACAUAUAAAGUAUACAAACACAUUACAGAGAUACAGAAAAAAAAGGUUAUACUGUUCACACAUUAGCCAGCUUUUGACAUUCUUUUAAAAAGUCGUUAUGGUUGAUAUGGCUUUGAGUUGCUGUGGUAGUUUGUUCCACUCAACAGCGCAGGUAUAUAAAAAUGGGUUCUUACCAGAUAGACUCAUAUAUUUAAAACAGUGAAUAUUAGUGUCUCUGGCUCUGGUAUUAUGCUGGUGGACAUCUCUAACAAAUGAAAAAUUGUUGGAUAGGUACCUGGGGACUUAGGCCGUGGACCAGACCAAGCCUAGCUGCAUAAAAUGCUCAACCUCCAGAUGAGUAUGAGGGGGGAGUUUAAGUAAAGUUCUUACAAGCUUGUUUUGGCUGGUCUGUAGCUUAUUAUUUAGAUGUUUUGGGCUGCUGGUGAACCAUGAUGUGCAGGCAUAAUCAAAGUGACAUUGGACUAGCGCACUUUCCAGAGUCUUUAGGGUGUCUAUAUGUGGAGGCUCCUCAGAGGAGGAAGGGGAGGACCAUCCUCAGUGAAUUUCUUAAAAAUAAAAAUGUUGAAACAUUAAAAAAGUUAUCCUUUUUAGAUAAAACAAUACUAAAUAUAUUCACCUUACCAAAUAAUUGAUUAAAACACACUGUUUUGCAAUGAAGGUCUACAGUAGCCUCAGCAGCACUCUGUAGGGUAGGACUAUGGUAUAGGCAGAGGACAGCUAGCUUAUGUCCUCCUCUGGGUACAUUGACUUCAAUACAAAACCUAGGAGGCUCAUGGUUCUCACCCCCUUCCACAGAUUUACACAGUAAUUAUGACAACUUCUGGAGGACGCAUGAACUGACAUGUUGUCCACCCAAUCAAAGAAUCAGAGAAUGAAUCUAAUACUGAAAGCAUAAGCUACAGCUAGCUAGCACAAUAGUGCAUAAAAUGUGGUAGUUGAAUCAAAGAGAGAGAAAGACAAUAGUUGAACAGUUUUGAACAAAUUAAUUUCUUCCAAAAUUAAGGAGAAGCAAGAGAGAGAGGGAGAGAGAGAGAAAGAUAGCUAUAUUUCGUUGUAUAUUUAUUUCCACUUUCACUUUCACUUACUUAGCUAGUGUCAAAUGCAGCUAGCUAGUUUUGCAUACUCAAACACCCGGCUCAAACAGAGAGGGAUGCUAUGUCAGAUAGCUUGUUAUGGCUAUCCAACACUGGAACUCUUCCAUAAACUUUUGGCUUUAUUAAUUUAUUGCCACCGGGGCCCGCCGAUGUAACUGCUAAACGGAUUUCUGAUGACUAAACUGUACUGCAUUAUUGUAGCGGGUUUACUAACGCCUUAGUUCUAGUAGCUAUGCCUAUGUUGACUAUGACGUGACAAUGAUGUAGGCUGUGUGUAGCAGUUAGCAGUCAUGAUAUGAAGGUUUGGCUUGGAAAGUUUUUUUUGCCUGGUCACAGACAGCUGAUGUGUUCUGCACUGAAGUCCACAAGCAAAGGAAAAAGGUGAGAGGAGGAGAGGGCAUAGAUAGAUGCGAGAUGGAAUUAUACACUGCUCAAAAAAAUAAAGGGAACACUUAAACAACACAAUGUAACUCCAAGUCAAUCACACUUCUGUGAAAUCAAACUGUCCACUUAGGAAGCAACACUGAUUGACAAUAAAUGUCACAUGCUGUUGUGCAAAUGGAAUAGACAACAGGUGGAAAUUAUAGGCAAUUAGCAAGACACCCCCAAUAAAGAAGUGGUUCUUCAGGUGGUGACCACAGACCACUUCUCAGUUCGUAUGCUUCCUGGCUGAUGUUUUGGUCACUUUUGAAUGCUGGCGGUGCUUUCACUCUAGUGGUAGCAUGAGACGGAGUCUACAACCCACACAAGUGGCUCAGGUAGUGCAGCUCAUCCAGGAUGGCACAUCAAUGCGAGCUGUGGCAAGAAGGUUUGCUGUGUCUGUCAGCAUAGUGUCCAGAGCAUGGAGGCGCUACCAGGAGACAGGCCAGUACAUCAGGAGACGUGGAGAAGGCCGUAGGAGGGCAACAACCCAGCAGCAGGACCGCUACCUCCGCCUUUGUGCAAGGAGGAGCAGGAGGAGCACUGCCAGAGCCCUGCAAAAUGACCUCCAGCAGGCCACAAAUGUGCAUGUGUCUGCUCAAACGGUCAGAAACAGACUCCAUGAGGGUGGUAUGAGGGCCCGACGUCCACAGGUGGGGGUUGUGCUUACAGCCCAACACCGUGCAGGACAUUUGGCAUUUGCCAGAGAACACCAAGAUUGGCAAAUUCGCCACUGGCGCCCUGUGCUCUUCACAGAUGAAAGCAGGUUCACACUGAGCACGUGACAGACGUGACAGAGUCUGGAGACGCCGUGGAGAACGUUCUGCUGCCUGCAACAUCCUCCAGCAUGACCGGUUUGGCGGUGGGUCAGUCAUGGUGUGGGGUGGCAUUUCUUUGGGGGGCCGCACAGCCCUCCAUGUGCUCGCCAGAGGUAGCCUGACUGCCAUUAGGUACCGAGAUGAGAUCCUCAGACCCCUUGUGAGACCAUAUGCUGGUGCGGUUGGCCCUGGGUUCCUCCUAAUGCAAGACAAUGCUAGACCUCAUGUGGCUGGAGUGUGUCAGCAGUUCCUGCAAGAGGAAGGCAUUGAUGCUAUGGACUGGCCCGCCCGUUCCCCAGACCUGAAUCCAAUUGAGCACAUCUGGGACAUCAUGUCUCGCUCCAUCCACCAACGCCACGUUGCACCACAGACUGUCCAGGAGUUGGCGGAUGCUUUAGUCCAGGUCUGGGAGGAGAUCCCUCAGGAGACCAUCCGCCACCUCAUCAGGAGCAUGCCCAGGCGUUGUAGGGAGGUCAUACAGUCACGGGGAGGCCACACACACUACUGAGCCUCAUUUUGACUUGUUUUAAGGACAUUACAUCAAAGUUGGAUCAGCCUGUAGUGUGGUUUUCCACUUUAAUUUUGAGGGUGACUCCAAAUCCAGACCUCCAUGGGUUGAUACAUUUGAUUUCCAUUGAUAAUUUUUGUGUGAUUGUGUUGUCAGCACAUUCAACUAUGUAAAGAAAAAAAGUAUUUAAUAAGAUUAUUUCAUUCAUUCAGAUCUAGGAUGUGUUGUUUAAGUGUUCCCUUUAUUUUUUUGAGCAGUGUAUAUACAAUGAGCUGUUUGUAUGUGCCUGGUAUGAAAGUGAACUGUGUUUGAGUGUGAUCAGGGGUGUAUUCAUUGCGCCAAUUCUGUUGAAAAACGUUUCUUAAAACGGGGAUAAACAACUGAAUUUGUUCAAUAGAAACUCUCGUUUGCAACUGUUGGACUAAUGAUUACACCCUAGAUCUACUAGAUGCAGGCAAGAGUUUGCAAGGCGGUAUUGAAUGUGUCACUGUCUGUCACCUUGAUUACUCAAAUUUAUCUCGACCUGUACACCUACGUUGUAAACUUUCAUUCAUAGGCUAGGUUGUAGCAACCUCAUGAUGGGUACAGAGAAAAUUUGAGUAUCAUGUAGUAGCCUAAACCUAUCGAUGUUACAUUGAGCUGGGUGAAUGGAAUAUGAAUGACAGUCGUCUAAUAUGCUGUAAUAUAAAUAAGGCCAUGUACAUAAAAAAUUUUUACCAUCCUCCCUCAUCUUAAACGCACUGACCACCACUGGUGUCUAUAGCUAGGUUUCCAUCCAAUUAGUGACAGAUUUUCAUGUGAAUAUUCUAAAAUCUGCAUAAAAAUUAUAUUGGCAUUUUCUCAUCAGAGUUGUGUUUCCAUGAAAUGGACUUGUUGUGGAUAGAAAUCUGUGCGUAAAUGUGUAGUGCACAUACAAAUAACUUUUGCUGUUAAAUUCAAUGGGUUUCCAUCGCGUUUUCAACUCUAGUGCCUACUGAUGGUUUUGUCACAAAAAACGUUGUGUAGGUAAAGUGAAUGUGCCCACUCUGGGAUUGGCACGUGCACUCUAGCCAACAGCUCGCAGAUACAGUGCGGGUAUAGCCUACAUGAGAUUAGUAUGGACAAAAGUGUGAGUUAUUUUUAUUUGUCAAAUGGCAGCCAAGCAUUGAUCAUCAUGUCAGCAGAAUAAGACUCUCAAUAUUUAUUGACAGGAGCAUCAAGCUCAUCGCUGUGCACUUUCACCACCCUGUGAAGUUCAUCAUAACUUAUUUCAUCUGUAGCCUAAUAAACGGCAUGCUUUCCCAUGAUGUCAUUAAAUUUUUUAUCCAAAGUACUCGCAUAAAAAGGUUGGAUGGAAACCUGGUUAAUGUCAAGCCAUUUUGAGGAUGCUGGGAUUAUAUUUUGGACGAACGUGCGCAUGCCUACAGGAGACUUGAAGUAGCUUAAUCAGAUUAAAACAUUGUGACUGGUUGUGUUUAUGCCACAUAUAAAAGGUAAUACAUUAAAAAAGUUGAAUGACAAAUAUUUAGGCUAUAUUGAAGCGUUAGGUUCUAGGUGCACGAGGACAAGGCGCUCGAAUUGGAGAGGAGGCAGAGCCUGCGUUAAGCUUUCCUGAAUAUCUGGGCCAGCCGGGAGCAUAUGUAGCCACUUUAUUAUAGGACGACUUGGGAGAAUGAUGAUCUGCAACAGACAGCGCAUUCAGUAUCAGAAGUAAAAAUACAGCCAGACUGGCCUGCUACUGUGCCUUUCUAGACCUUAUAAACUGUCUAGAGUCAACUGAUCCAAAUGGAAUGAAACAUUCCAAUUACAGGGCUUUUGCACCAUUAUUCAAAUGACAUUUUCACUGCAGCCUAGACUAGAAUUUUGUACUCAAUUAAAGACAAUAAUGCAAUUAUUCAUUGCAUUGUGGUGUUGUAGGCUAGUCUAGGUAGAAUAAUUGUAUUAUCGCUAAACAAGAUCAAUAGGGGCGCUUUUUGAGCUGCGUGUCUCAAGUCUUCAAGUUUAAAGUGAAAUGCCUUUCUUGCAAACUCAAAACCCGACAAUGCAAUAAUCAAUAGCGAUGUAUUACUAGAAAAAAAACACUCAAGAAAUAAGAAUAGGAAAUAUGAAUUGCACAAUAAAGUAAGUAAGUAAGCAUACUAUACAGGAAAUAUUUUAAAAGUCAGAUCCAAUACCAUAUUUACAUGUGCAGGGAUACUGGAGUGAUGGAGGUAGAUAUGUAUAGGGGUAAGGGGACUAGGCAACAGGAUAUAAGAUAAACAGAGUAGCAGCAGCUUGCAUGUGAGUGGGUGUGUGGGUGUGUAGUCAGGAUACAUGUAUGUGCAUAUUAUGUGUGAGUGAGCAAAUGAUGGACUGAGUGUUUGUGUGUGUGUUGGAGUGACAGUGUGUGUGAGUGUGCAUAGAGACAAAUAUUGAAAUAAAAGGUCAAUAAAGAUACAAGAUAAAAUCAGUCCGCGUAGCUAUUUUGUUAGCUAUUUAUCAGUCGUAUUGCUUAGGGAUAGAAGUUGUUCAAGAGCCUGUUUGUGUCAGACUUGAUGCACCGGUACCUCUUGCUGUGCGGCAGUAGAGAAAAUAGUAAAUGGCUUGUGUGGUUGGGGUUUUUGACGAUUUUCCGGGUCUCCUUUUCACACCGCCUGAUAUAGAGGUCCUGGAUGGCAGGGAGCUCGGCCCCAGUGAUGUACAGGGCUGUCCGCACAACCCUCUGUAAUGCCAUGCCAUCGAGGGUGGUGCUAUUGCCAUACCAAGCAGUGAUGCAGCCAGUCAAUAUGCUCUCAAUUGUACAGCUGUACAACCUUUUCAGGAUUUGAGGGCCCAUGCUAAACUUUUUCAACCUCCUGAGGGGGAAGAGGCACUGUCGCGCCUUCUUCGUGACUGUGCGUGUGUGUUUGGACCAUUUUAAGGCUUUAGUGAUUUGGACAACGAGGAACUUGAAGCUGUCAACUUGCUCCACUGCCGCCCCGUCGAUGUGGAUGGGGGCGUGCUCGCCUCCCCCUUUCCUGUAGUCCAUGAUCAGCUCCUUGGUCUUGCUGACGUUGAGGGAGAGGUUGUUGCUCCGGCACCACACUGCCAGGUCACUGACCUCCUCCCUGUAGGCUGACUCAUCGUCACCGGUGAUCAGGCAUAGCACCAUCGUGUCGUCAGCGAACUUGAUAAUGGUGUUGGAAUCGUGCGUGGCCACACAGUUGAGGAUGAACAGGGAGUAUGGGAGGGGAGUAAGCACACACCCCUGUGGGGCCCCUGAGCACUUCAAUGUUAUUUCAUGCGUAAUGAUGCGCCUGGCCUCUCCGCUGCCUAUCAGCUACUCCUAUUUGUUCUUGUGGAUUCAUAUUUAAAAAAUUAAUGCAGCUUUGAAUGCUUUUAUGUGUGGUAUGGUUGCUAGUUAGCCUAUUGCAGAUCUGGACAAACGAUCCACCUACCACUAUUGUCACUAUGAAUGUUGGAUAGAGGGCAGGAUAGAAAGUUAGACUGGUAGAAUAUAUUGACCUAUGGUGUAGUAAAAGCCCCAGACCAUUAUUCCUCAUCCACCAAACUUUACAGUUGGCACUAUGCAUUCGGGCAGGUAGCGUUUUCCUGACAUCCGCCAAACCCAGAUUCGUCCGUCAGACUGCCAGAUGGUGAAGCGUGAUUCAUCACUCCAGAGAACGCGUUUCCACUGCUCCAGAUCCCAAUGGCAGUGUGCUUUACACCACUCCAGCUGACUCUUGGCAUUGCACAUGGUGAUCUUAGGCUUGUGUGCGGCUGCUCGGCCAUGGAAAACCAAUUCAUGAAGUUCCCGACGAACAGUUAUUGUGCUGACGUUGCUUCCAGAAGCAUUUUGGAACUCAGCAGUGAGUGUUGCAACCAAGGACAGACAAUUUUUACGCGCUAGGCACUUCAGCACUCAGCGGUCCCGUUCUGUGAGCUUGUGUGGCCUACCACUUCGUGGCUGAGCUGUUGUUGCUGCUAGAUGUUUCCACUUCACAAUAAGAGCACUUACAGUUGACUGGGGCAGCUCUAGCAGGGCAGAAAUUUGACGAACUGACUUGUUGGAAAGGUGUCACCCUAUGACGGUGCCACGUUGAAAGUCACUGAGCUCUUCAGGAAGGUCAUUCUACUGCCAAUGUUUGUCUAGGGAGAUGGCAUGGCUGUGUGCUCAAUUUUAUACACCUGUCAGCAAUGGGUGUGGCUGAAACAGGCGAAUCCACAAAUUUGAAGGGGUGUCCACAUACUUUUGUGUAUAUAGUGUAGAUUUGGUUGUUCUAUACACAGUCAAGUAUGACCUCUCUUAUACAUAGGAGUGUAUUCUCAUUGAAAUUCAUAUGACUAAAUGGAAGGUAAAGUGGUAUGGUUGUGGUGAUCUCUCUCCCUCCCUCUAUCAGGACCUGUCUGCUCUCCAGUGUGAGGUGUGUGUCCUGGUGUUCUCUGUGACGGACAGGCGCAGUUUCCACCGCACCGCCCAACUCCGCCUCCUCCUCAGGGAGACGCAGCCGCAAACUCCCAUCAUCCUCGUGGGCAACAAGAGCGACCUAGUCCGUUCACGUGAGGUCAGCACUCAAGGUGAGGCAGCUUGGCCCUCUCUUUGUUACAGGACAGCGAUGGAAUGAUGUACCCCAUUGUCUCUGCAACCUUACGAUGCUUUGUAUAACCUGCAGUGUCCUAGCGCAUAUCUUUCCCUAUAGAUUAUCUCUCCCUAUAGAUGCUCUCUCCUCUCAUUGCCUUGUUCCUGCCUGCCAUCUCCACCCUGUGUGUUGACAGGUUGAGUUCUGUACUGUAUAUCUGCAGGGUAUUGCUGUGGGGGGAGAAUUACAGGAAUACAGACGGAAAGUGGCACAGUGCUUCAGCUGCAGUGCAGUGUGGGAGUAUGGGGGGAGGGAAUGUGCAUGCUGAGAACUGUGCAUGAGAUACUGAGAACACACACCCUAUUCAUCUAGAUGUACAUAUCAACUGAGGAUAUGGCUGUGUGGUGUGUUCAGAAGACCAGCCUGAGCUCGGCUGUUUGGUCCCCCCAACCUAUAACACACAUGUAAACAAAACUCUUGCUCUUUCAAACCUUCUCCAUUUCACCCCCACCCGUCUCUGUGUGAUGUGUUUCUCCAGACUGCAGCUCUUCAGACCUAGCUGUCUCAGAGCCAAGAGCCUUUGUCUUAGUAGGCUUGAGGCAAAGAGCAAGGCAUUCUGCUUAAUUACUUUUCACAGAAGAAAAUAAAAUAAUUUACCAUACCUCUCUUCCUCUGCUGUCAGGGAUAAUUUCAUCUCUAAUAAAAAACACAGUUUUAAUUAGGACCAAUUAGGGCAAUUGCUUCUCACCAUUUUUCAUUGUCUGGCAUCUCAUUCCCUGUGAUCGCUGUCUUGCACUCUAUCUUUUAUAUGCGCUUUUUCCAUCUUUUUAAUAAAUGCUUUCAAUGUGUGUGUGUUUGUCCUGGGAACACUAGUCUGUAAUGACACAAUAAAUCCACAGAGGCAGGGAUAUUGAUAUUGUAGUGUAUCUGAGGUCAACCAGAGAGGAGCUGGGCUGAGUCACAGGACAAUGAGAGAAUAAGUGGUGCUUCAUCAUGUAACUAAUAUGGAUGAACCUGUGACACCAGCACAUCACUGUGUACCCACCCGAAAUGCUCUCAUCCAAAAUGUGUUUACCACUGACAACUGUGCUUAUGGGUGUUUUUCUUUUUCCCUCAUCAUCGUCAUCAUCAUCUCCCUUUUUCUCCCUGUCUCUCUCAGAGGCCCUCACCAGCGCUUCUCUGUUUGACUGUCUGUAUGUGGAGAUGUCAGCCUCUCUGGAUCACCGCACGGCGGAGCUCUUGGAGUAUGCUGUGAGGUUAGCCAGGGGCCUCAACCCGGUGCCCCCAGGGGCCUGUGGGCACGACAUGGCUGGCGGCCGGGAGAGCAUCACCCACCGUGCUAAACGUUUCCUCACUAGCCUGGUCCCACGCUACCCCCGUGAGAGGGAACGAGACGGGGGCAAGUUCUUUAGACAGAAGUCCCGGUCCUGCCAUGACCUGGGUGCCCUGUGAUCAGGGAUGAUGGCGGGAUAGAAGAGGGGUGUCUAGAAAGAGAGCAAGAGGGAAAUACGAUGUAAGCAAUCGCAAAAUAGAGAGGGAUCUGAAGAGGUAAAUUAUGGUUAUGAGAAAAGUGAGUGUAAAUGUGUGAGUGUAAAAGUGAGUGAUGGGAGGAGGAUACAGUAGUGGGGGAUGACACAUGCAUAAAGCAGAGAAGAGCAGGAAGAGAGAAUGGCAUUAAAGAAGUGAUGGAUGUAUCUGGGUUUAUUCAUGUAGAAAUGUUGUACUAGAGAACCAUAGAUGAUAGAUAGAAAACCAUUCAUUAGCUGAACACAUGUAAAUACAACACAAAGCAUCAUAUUGUAGUGGUGGGACUGAUUCUCCACCUCCAUUCCGAUGUGAUUUCAUUGAGGACCAAAUAAAAUACUUUUAG
This is a messenger RNA of Coregonus sp. 'balchen', 11243 nucleotides long. NCBI's taxonomy places the organism in Eukaryota, Metazoa, Chordata, Actinopteri, Salmoniformes, Salmonidae. The record is from the annotation of a GenBank genome assembly.